GAGGUCCUAACCAAUCAGCUGGCCCCAGAUUCCUCACACACAGCUGCGCCACGCGCGCGCAACCUCUCCGCUCGAACCCCGAGGACACGCGCGAGAACAGACAGGCAGAGGAAGAGAGAGAGGGACUGUGAGAGAGGAUAAGAGGAAUAAAGAGAAAUAGAGAGAGAGAUAGAGGGUGAGAGAUGCUCCCUCAGGGCACGCGCAGCCCCCUGGGCCUGCUGGUCGCGUGCGCGCUGCUGUCCCGCGCGGCGCCGUGGAGUUUCCGUGAGGAGAGGGAGGACGAGGGCAGGGAGGUGUGCUCGGAGAACAACAUCGCCACCACCAAGUACCCGUGCGUAAAGGCCACGGGGGAGGUCACCACGUGCUACAGGAAGAAGUGCUGUGGGGGCUAUAAGUUUGUCCUGGGCCAGUGCAUUCCAGAAGAUUAUGACGUGUGUGCUGGCGCCCCCUGUGAGCAGCAGUGCACGGAUCACUUUGGCCGUGUGGUCUGCACCUGUUACUCUGGGUACCGAUACGACAGAGAGCGCCAUAGAAACCGGGAGAAACCCUACUGUCUGGAUAUUGAUGAAUGUGGCAGCAAAAAUGAGACAGUAUGCUCUCAAAUCUGCAUCAACACCCCCGGCAGCUACAGGUGUGAGUGUGAGAAAGGCUUUUAUCUCGAGCAGGACGGGAGGACAUGCAGCAGGGGCGAGAGAGCACCACUCUUUGAUAAUGUGAUGAAGGCGGGGACAUGCUCGGCCACAUGUGAAGAUUUCCAACAGAUCAAAAUGACUGUUUUCCAGCUUAAACAGAAGAUAACCAUGUUGACUGGAAACACAGAGGUCAAUAAGCAGAUGACCAAUGAGAAGAUGUUGACAUCCCAUUCCUUCCUGCCUGGACCUCAAGGGCAGCCUGGACCUCCUGGGAGUCCAGGGCCUAAAGGUGCUGUUGGGCCUAAAGGCUCUCCUGGGUCUCCAGGUCCUCCAGGUCCUCGGGGCCAAAUGGGUCCCAUGGGUCCCUCACCAGAUCUUUCUCACAUCAAACAGGGCCGGCGUGGACCAAUGGGUCCUUCUGGUGCUCCAGGCAGAGAUGGCAUGAAGGGGGAGAGAGGGGCUCCUGGGCCUUCCGGACCACCAGGGCCGCCAGGAUCCUUUGACUUCCUGCUGCUGCUGAUGGCCGACAUCCGUAACGACAUCGCAGAGCUGCAGAGUAAAGUGUUCGGCAGGCAGAUGCAUUCCCCCGGUGAGGAAUACCUCAACAACCCUGAUUUCUGGGAGGACAGUCAAGAAAACUCUGAUUCGGGCUCUGGAGAGGACUACAAAUCCCAGAUUCCUCCCCGGAGGAAGAGGAAAUCACCCAGCACUUUAGCUAAUCCUGAUUGAGUGACCUUCAAUUAGCAUUGUUGUGUUCGGACAGGCCUCACUAACUCCUGAAGACAAAAACUCUACAUCCAGAUGAGAAAGAUAGAGAUAAAAUACAACAUAUACAGCUCUGGAAAAAAAUAAGAGACCACGUAAACAUGAUGAGUUUCUUUGAUUUUACCAAAUUAAAAAAAACUCUGAAAUAUAAUCAAGAGGAAGAUGGAUGAUCACAAGCCAACAAACCAAACUGAACUGCUUAAAUUUUUGUACCAGGAGUAAAGCAGCAUGAAGUUAUCCAAAAGCAGUGUGUAAGACUGGUGGAGGAGAACAUGAUGCCAAGAUGCAUAAAAACUGUGAUUAAAAAACAGAGUUAUUCCACCAAAUAUUGAUUUCUGAACUCUUAAAACUUUAUGAAUAUGAACUUGUUUUCUUUGCAUUAUUUGAGGUCUGAAAGCUCUGCAUCUUUUGUUAUUUCAGCCAUUUCUCAUUUUCUGCAAAUAAAUGCUCUAAAUGACUAUAUUUUUAUUUGGAAUUUGGGAGGAAUGUUGUCUGUAGUAAUGUUCAUUUUAAUCAAACAUAAACCUAUAAAUAUCAAAAUCAGAGAAAAUGAUCCAGAAACUGAACUAGUCUUUUAUUUUUUUCCUAGAGCUGUAUUUAUUAGACUUUUUAAAUAAACACAAUUAGAAAGAAAACUGGGAUUUAGGUUCCCAGGAACUUAUCAACAAUUUGUGAUAUCAAAUAUGUUUUUGUACAUACACUAGUUGGUAAUGUUAUCAUGAACAGUAUCUGCUUGGCUGGACCAGUGGCAGCUGUGUACUGUGAGUCCUAUUUUCAGAUUUCUAUCACUUUUCUGUAAAGCCUCGGCUAAAAACACUUAAUCUCUUUUGUGGCCCUGUUAUUUUGUAUGCUCCAUUAUCUGAAAGAUCAAAAGAAUAAUUUAAAGACAAUCUACAUGUUUUACUCUUUAGGAACGUUUGGCUGAUUUUAUGAAAAGUUCAUUUACACAGAUAAUUUAACAGAUAAUAACGUUUGGCCCAAUAAUGCACAAAAAGCAUGAUUUUCCAGCAUGUUAUGGCUACUGCGCCUGCGCACAUCUCCACAGUAAGCUGACUCUCCUCCACUUCCUGCACAAGCAGCAAGCUGAUUGGCUGUUUUUGUUGAAGGGCAGGACUUUCUCCAUAAAUAAGAAAUCUCAUUUCUAUAGUGGCCUGUCUCCUCAUUAAUAAGGUCUUUGGCUGUGUUUGAAUUUUCAUGUUUACAUUAAUGUGUUUUUGUUGAAAAUUGAUACACAUGUAAAUUGACUCAAUAAUAAUCCUGUUUAUUCAUAAAUAUGUGCAUUUAUAUUGUACUGGAUUGCUCUGAUAUCAUUGUUUUACUAGUGUAUCAUCACAUUUGGUAAAUCUGAGAAACAUGGGACUUCAUGGGACUUCUCAAGUUCACUAUUUGUACUCACAUUUUUAGUUACACUGUAAUUCAGAGUUUACGAGGACUGUCCGAUCACACCAAUCAUCUGGCAUUAAUGGGUACCUGUUAUUUCGGAAUGAGGAAUGAACUAUAAAUGACUAUGGAAUGAAUCAGUGUUUUUCAGCUCCAGUUCUGAACUGGUCCAGGUGUUUUGUGCAGUAAAGAAGGACUACAGGACUGGAGCUGGAAACACUGGUGUAGAAACUGCAGAAUGAUUUUUUAUUUAACGUCAUACUCUGUUAAAGAAGACCUGAAUGUAUUUCUUUGUAUGAAAUUCUAUUUUUUUAACAUAAAAGAUGUACAUAUUUAU
This is a messenger RNA of Astyanax mexicanus (Mexican tetra), 3114 nucleotides long. It is a transcript of the gene ccbe1, whose product is annotated as collagen and calcium binding EGF domains 1. Gene Ontology annotation, molecular function: calcium ion binding. Lineage: Eukaryota; Metazoa; Chordata; Actinopteri; Characiformes; Acestrorhamphidae. Bases 183 to 1361 code for a protein of 392 amino acids. The record is from RefSeq and is a predicted model, not a curated record. The transcript has 11 exons.